AUGGUUGCCACAUGUGUCAACCACAGUGGUGGAGGCCUCGGGAAGCUGGACGCCAUACACACUGUCCUCAUCUGUGUGUCUGCUCUCACAGUGUUGGCGAUCAUUGUGUCUGGGAUUGUAUGGCUGAAAAAGUAUCGCUCUCUGGUCAGGACCAUACAGGAACUGCAACAGGGGCGUCCUUUUUUGAGGAUCUCCACUCCUGAAUCACCACUGACGCCUUCCAAACCCGACGACACUACAUCGGAGAUGUUGCCAUUGGAUGAUUCUUCAGAGCCUCCAUCAGAAAGGCAAAAAAACAAGCCAAGCUAUAGGUUGCCAUGGAAACCAGCCCAACAGAGUUCCCGAUUUACAAAGGCUGAUUUAAGCCUGCAGCAGCUUAUCAAGGCUGGCAAAGAAGGAGCGUUCUACAAAGCCAAGGUGACACAGGGCACCUGUAAAGGCUACUCAAUGAUCACCUGCAAAAUUGCAAAAGAAGGUGUCAGCGCGAAGCAGAUUGAGACAGAAGUGUCUGUCAUGAGGAAACUAGGCUAUCAUAAGAAUGUGAUUCAGCUUCUCGACUGGAACACUACAGAAGAGCCCUAUUUGUUGAUCAUGGAGUUUGUGAAUUACGGGACCCUGCGUGGUUUUCUACAGACACAACGAGAAACGUUGUCCUCAGAUCCUGAGCUUCAGAGCCUCUUCACCAUUGCAGCGUAUCACAUUGCUCUGGCCAUGGAACACCUGCGUUCUAAAAUGGUUGUGCACUGUGACCUUGCCUUACGGAAUAUAAUGGUAAGUCGUUUCCCAUGGGAAGUAAAAUUGGCUGAGUUUGGCCUGGCCAGGGACUUGACUCGCAUGAGGAGUCGACGUAGCAGCCGCAGAAAGCACAACAAGAAACGUGUGCCUUUACGCUGGUAUCCUCCAGAAUAUUUCAGAAACAACUACUACAGCUUCAAAGGAGAUGUAUGGGCAUUUGGUAUAGUACUAUGGGAAAUGGAGACCUUUGGUUCACUACCAUACCCUACCCUGGAGAGGUCGGAGGAGGUCGUCUAUCAUGUCUGUGCUGGACACAGGAACACAGGUCCAGAAGGCUGCCGACCUGAGUUAGUGCAAAUCAUGCAGGAUUGUUGGUUGGAACCUUACACAUCAAGACCUUCGUUUACAGAUAUCGUCAGAAUCUUGGAAAAUGUCAUGGAGACGGAUUCAGAUUACGUAGAUGUAGGUGAAAGCGUCAUAACAACGCGAGACGACUGUCUAUCCUGA
Messenger RNA from Chanos chanos (milkfish), 1242 nucleotides. RefSeq names its product fibroblast growth factor receptor homolog 1. Bases 1 to 1242 code for a protein of 413 amino acids. Gene Ontology annotation, molecular function: vascular endothelial growth factor receptor activity; growth factor binding; ATP binding. The record is from RefSeq and is a predicted model, not a curated record. NCBI's taxonomy places the organism in Eukaryota, Metazoa, Chordata, Actinopteri, Gonorynchiformes, Chanidae. Gene Ontology annotation, biological process: regulation of MAPK cascade; cell surface receptor protein tyrosine kinase signaling pathway; protein phosphorylation. The transcript has 11 exons. Gene Ontology annotation, cellular component: plasma membrane; signaling receptor complex.